AAUAAACAUGAAUAAAUUAAUCACCUAUGAGGAAAAUUUAUCUGAAGAGUUCCUAGAUGAACACGCUUCAGCUUCAAGUGUCAAUAUAUCUCCUAACAUUGCUAAGAAUAUGGAAAAGUGCUUUUUCAACAACAAGAUAGAGUUCGUCCGGAACAAUGAGCCUAAGACUCCCCCAUUGGGCACUUCGAGAUUCUCAACAUCUCCAUGAAUCACAGAAUCGAAGCAAGAUAGUUUCCUUACUGUUCCAAAAAGAAUUCCUUGUAUAAAUUUCUCUAAGACUUCUUCCCCAAAAUCCAACCUGCAGAGCGACAUUAAAUCCUUACUACACAAAGCCAUGGAGAUCAGGGCUUUCUCUAACCCAAUUAGGAAAGGAAUAAACACUCCUGCCAAUUUAAAACCCAAGAAGGGGCUUGCUAGGAGGAAACUUGUGAGAGGAGUGACUAUCCAUGACUGUGAAAGCGCCAAAUGCUUCCAAUAAACCUUAAACUUCUUUAUAAUAAUUAAACUUCGAUUCUGCUGUUGGAUUCAUGCAUUCUCCUUCAAACUGCAUUGGGUAUAGGGAUCAGUAUGAAUAAGAGUGGGCACUUAUUUUAAUCUAUAUACUUCCGAAGUGACUUGAGUAAAUUAUUUUUAAACCAAGUUAUUACUCACUUAGUCAAGUAGGCAUUGAGGAUCGUUAGAGGUCAUUUGUUGUAGGAGAAGAUAAGAGUAGUAUUUUGUCCAGUGCAUAUUAAAGUAAAACCGAUUGGGGUUUAUAUCAUCUCUUGCUUAUAAAUCUUCUCAAAUUUUUCAUGUAUGCUUUAGAGAAGAUUUUAUGUUAAAAUUAAUAACUUACUUCCCAAAUAAUUAAAACUAUAACUUGGAAAUGCAGCAAGAGGAGAUUAUUGAAAUCCAUCUUAUAUCCUAUCAUUGUGAUCAGUACGCCAACUCCAUUAGUGAGAGUCGAUAAUUGCCAUAACCAAACAUUUGUAACUCCUGAUUCUAUCAAAAAUAUAUUUUCCAACUUGGUGACCCAUUCAGACAAGUUUGAAUUUCGGUUCGGAUGACUGCUCAAUUUCGGUAGUUUUUCAGUUACCAAUGAGACAAUAAUACUGUGCCCUUUUAUAGGACAUAAAGAGAGUGAAUUUCGUUGCCAGUUUGAGUCUUUA
Messenger RNA from Moneuplotes crassus, 1148 nucleotides. The record is from the annotation of a GenBank genome assembly. Lineage: Eukaryota; Ciliophora; Spirotrichea; Euplotida; Euplotidae.